Molecule: messenger RNA, 366 nt
Organism: Vavraia culicis subsp. floridensis
Lineage: Eukaryota; Fungi; Microsporidia; Pleistophoridae
Exons: 1
Coding region: 1-366 (121 amino acids)
Source: RefSeq, a predicted model, not a curated record
AUGGUUGUUGUCUGUGAAUUCAACUUGUUAUUUUUUCUUUACUUUGUUAUAAGCAGUUCCAGACCUACAGAAGAAAGCUCAUAUCAUCAAGAGACCGUACAUAAUGACAAUAAUCGGAGACUACCAGGUGUGUUUACCGCCGAUUUUAAUGAGUACUACAAUAGAUUGUAUCUAAUUGAUAUUAAAAACUGGGUAGGAUUGUCAAUACACAACAAAAAUGAAUAUGUGGUGUAUGAAAUAGAAAGUAAAGAAUUUGAUCCAAAUAGAAGAAGCGGUCAUUUACAUACAUACGUCGUUCUAGAAUUGAAUAUAGAUGAGUACAAAGAGUUUGUAACGAAAGUUUAUGAUAGCCUGCGCUCAUAUUAA